AUGUCUGAUUUACAUCCAAACUUCACUUCUUCUUUUAAUAAAAGAAUAGUUUGUUUUAUCUUGGUGGUGAUCAUUGUGGCAGUCAUAUCGGUCCUUAAUACUCGAAUAAAACAAACAAAUAUUCAAUUACCUACUACCAAGGAUUAUUCAAAGCCUCCACCUCUUCCUAACUGGUCUUCUAUAGCAGCUAAAUCUUCUCAUAAAGCUCUUGUAGAAACCGAUAAUACUGGUUCGUACAAUGUAUCCCUUGUUCGAUCAAAUCUAUCAUUAUCGCCAUUAUCAGCGGACACUGCUUACAGUCUUCGAUGGAUCGUUAUAACUUCUAUUCAUUAUCCGACUAAAACAGUUAACAAGCUCAGUAAACUGAAUAAUUGGGCAUUGGUAUUAGUGGCUGAUGUGAGCACACCGAACGACUGGUCGCAUCCUAACUGUGUCUUUUUAAGUAUUGAAAGUCAAAAAAGACUUUUAUUGGAGAUUCAUGACACUAUACCUUAUCGACAUUAUGGUCGGAAAACAAUUGGAUAUCUUUAUGCCAUUCGACAUGGCGCAAAAAUCAUAUAUGAAACAGAUGAUGAUAAUGAACUUAUAUCAGGUAUAGAACAACAGGUACUGGGAUUCCAAGAGAUAUCUACAUCGAACAAAGCAUAUUUUCUACCAGCAACUUCUCAAGAAAUGAACUCGUUUGAUUCUAAACCAUUUUUUGAUGCAGCAGUUUUUGACAAAUCUUCGAGUGUCAACACUACAAAUAAUUUGACGAUGGAAGAGCAGAUUACAGUGAAUCCUUAUCAUUAUUUUGGGCAACCUAAUAUAUGGCCACGUGGAUAUCCUCUUCGACUCGUUGGAGAUAAUAUUUCCAAUAGCAUCAGUUUAUCAACUGUUCAACCGCUAAUUCAGCAAGGUUUAGCAAAUGGAGAUCCAGACGUGGAUGCAAUAUUUAGACUGACACAAUCAGACAGACAUAAUAGGAUUGAUAUUCGAUUUCAAGAAAAACCACCGAUUGCAGUUUCUCAUGGACUUUUCGUUCCAUUUAAUAGUCAAAAUACUUUAUUUCAUUAUGAUGCAUUCUGGGCAUUAUGGCUUCCUAUAACAACCACUUUUCGAGUUUGCGACAUCUGGAGAGGAUAUUUUGUUCAACGACUACUAUGGGAACUAACACCAAAAGCCACAUUAACGUUUCAUAGUCCUUCAGUUCUCCACAGUGGAUAUGGUUGA
Molecule: messenger RNA, 1212 nt
Organism: Adineta steineri
Lineage: Eukaryota; Metazoa; Rotifera; Eurotatoria; Adinetida; Adinetidae
Source: the annotation of a GenBank genome assembly